Molecule: messenger RNA, 2138 nt
Organism: Lagopus leucura (white-tailed ptarmigan)
Lineage: Eukaryota; Metazoa; Chordata; Aves; Galliformes; Phasianidae
Gene: NXPH2
Product: neurexophilin 2
Exons: 4
Coding region: 1-987 (328 amino acids)
Molecular function (GO): signaling receptor binding
Source: RefSeq, a predicted model, not a curated record
AUGAGCAGCGAUGCAGUGGCAGAGGCUGCCCAGGAAGGUGGUGGAGUCACCGUCCCUCGGAGAUGCGCGAGGCCGGCGCGAAGGGAUUCGCCUCGUAGACGGCAGCCAGCAUGGUGCACCUGCAGCCGCUGCCGCUCGUCUUGCUCCAGGGCGUCCUCCGGAUCGUUUUCUCUGAUACUCUUCAAGUUCAUUCACUGUUGCAUCGUGGUUCAUACUUCAGAAAGUGGAAGGGCAAGGGAACAAGUAUUUUGUGAUGGUAAUCAAGUCGUACAAGCUACAGAUGUGCUGGACUGGGAAGACAAGGAUGCUGCAGAGACAUUAGUGGACAACGUGGUCCACUCCAGGAUCAUCAACCCGCUACGUCUGUUUGUUAAGCCAUCCCCAGUACUGAAACAUGGCCAGGUGUCCUACUCAGACAGCAUAGAAAACUUUUGGGAUUGGUUGUCCAACAUCACGGAGGUUCAGGAAUCUCUCGCACGAACUAAACGCAGACCUAUAGUAAAAACGGGGAAAUUCAAGAAGAUGUUUGGAUGGGGUGACUUCCACUCUAACAUCAAAACUGUUAAACUCAAUCUCCUGAUCACAGGGAAAAUCGUCGAUCACGGCAACGGCACCUUCAGUGUUUAUUUCCGACAUAACUCCACAGGUCUGGGAAACGUUUCUGUGAGCCUGGUGCCACCUUCCAAGGUGGUCGAAUUCGAGUCGUCUCCACAGUCAACUUUGGAGACCAAGGAAUCCAAGUCCUUCAAUUGCCGCAUCGAGUACGAAAAAACAGAUCGCGCUAAAAAAACUGCCUUGUGCAACUUCGACCCCUCAAAGAUCUGCUAUCAAGAGCAGACCCAAAGCCAUGUCUCCUGGUUGUGUUCUAAACCAUUCAAAGUUAUCUGCAUUUACAUCGCCUUUUACAGCGUAGAUUACAAACUGGUGCAAAAGGUCUGUCCCGAUUAUAAUUACCAUAGCGAGACUCCGUACUUGUCCUCUGGCUGACACAGCCCUGACUGACUGUACAGAUCCAGCACCAGUCAUAAAAGUAAGCAUCUCCAUUAACCUUCUGGAAAGGAAUAUGUUUUUCCUAUCAGGUUCAAAAGUCUUUAAGAACCGUAGCUGUGUUUGUGCUGUAUCGUAACUAAUCAAACUGUUUACGUAACGAUCAUUUUCAUUUGAGACCAUUGCAUUUUAGUAUUCUCAUCGUUCAUAAGGGAGCUACUAGGCAGACAUGAUUAAAAAAAAAAAUCAAAGCAAAUUAUGUCCAUAAUGAGCAUCGAUCUUGAAAAUCAGUUUUUUAAAGUACACUCCAAGGCAGAGAGGUUAUCUUUCACUUGAAUUGGACAACACUUAGCAGGAAAUGAUUCUCUUUCUCAUUGGGAACCUUAGGAGAUGACGAUAUAAAGAGCAGGUUAUAAAGAUGACUCUCAGCUGCUUCCAUAGAAAAUCCAAACGAACAGCUCUCCCACUAAUUUCAUAAAGUAUCGAGUCCAAAUAUGAAAAGAAAGCAUUAUUUCUAAGGGAGAGGAGGAAGGAAGGAAAGGAUUUCUAUGAGCUGUGGUUGUUGUAUGUAUUCAUCAAAGUGAAGAGUGAGUAGUACUUCCUUCAGACUUCUUGUCCAUAAAUAUGCAAUGAUGUAAUUAGAUAUUGAUGAGCUUUAGUUUAUUAGACCCACCAGGUGUGCAGGUUUGGUGUACAUUUCCUCCUUCUAUUGUCACCAGUGGUUCUGACCAUCCCCAAGCAUUCACACAUGCACCAGUACUCGUUUCACAGUGACUGAGCAUAUGUACCCUGGAAAAAGAUAAUCUCUGUUUAGGUCUGCAAACGGUGCCAGCUUCCACGGGAGGGAAGUGACUGUCUUGCUUCUUAGGCCUCAGCACCAUGUUGUGGCAAGGAGAAUCCAUCAGCAGGAGGAGGAAAUUUUCUGCUUAAUGGCACCCAGUUGUCUUUCUUAGUACUCCAUAUUUAAGAUCAAUAUAUUAAGCAAUGAAAAAUAAAGAGGACAACACAGAUCUAUGCACCUUCACCUCAUAGAGCAGAUUCCAAACAAUUGCUGUUGGUGUAAAGUACUCACUUGGGCCAACACACCCACAUGGAACCACGUUGCUCUGUCACGGUUGAGUGUGACAGCCCAGGGUCUGGCUGUGGUUUGG